Messenger RNA from Brachypodium distachyon (stiff brome), 664 nucleotides. RefSeq names its product 1,4-dihydroxy-2-naphthoyl-CoA thioesterase 1. Bases 88 to 558 code for a protein of 156 amino acids. The record is from RefSeq and is a predicted model, not a curated record. NCBI's taxonomy places the organism in Eukaryota, Viridiplantae, Streptophyta, Magnoliopsida, Poales, Poaceae. Gene Ontology annotation, biological process: phylloquinone biosynthetic process. Gene Ontology annotation, molecular function: 1,4-dihydroxy-2-naphthoyl-CoA thioesterase activity. Gene Ontology annotation, cellular component: peroxisome. The transcript is spliced from 3 exons.
UCAUCUCCCGUAGUCCCCACCAUACUCGAAACAAUCAGCCUCUCCUCCACUUGGCAACUCUUCAACCACAACGCGCGCAGGCAGCGGAUGGCCGGCACCGGGUCCGGGUUCGUGCCGGACAAGGCGCUGCACGCCCUGGGCUUCGAGUACACCCUCGUCACCGGAGACGAGGUUGUCGGCCGCCUCGCCGUCACCGACACCUGCUGCCAGCCGUUCAAGAUGCUCAACGGCGGCGUGUCGGCGCUGAUGGCGGAGUCGGCGGCGAGCAUCGGCGGGUACGUGGCGUCGGGCGGCAAGAGGGUGGCCGGCGUGCAGCUCUCCAUCAACCACGUCCGCGCCGCCCGCCUCGGCGACCGCGUCGAGGCCCGGGCCAAGCCCGUCCACGCCGGCCGUACCAUCCAGGUUUGGGAGGUCCAAAUAUGGCUAAUGGAUCCUACAACUUCGGAGCGCACAACUUUGGUGUCAACAGCAAGGGUCACCCUAUCAGUUAGCAGGCUGCCAAUGCCAGAGCAGAUGAAGAGCUUUGAUGAAGGCAUCAAGAAAUACGCCAGACUGUAGGGAGCGCAAUAUGUUGCAAUCCAACCAAAAUUAAGUACAGUAUUAUAAAUUUUAAAUGUAUGUGUAGAAGAGCUUUGGGUCAUUGUGCAAUAUGGUAUUUUCAUCA